Molecule: messenger RNA, 1476 nt
Organism: Melanaphis sacchari
Lineage: Eukaryota; Metazoa; Arthropoda; Insecta; Hemiptera; Aphididae
Product: serine/threonine-protein phosphatase 2A regulatory subunit B'' subunit gamma-like
Exons: 9
Coding region: 36-1418 (460 amino acids)
Biological process (GO): cortical cytoskeleton organization; positive regulation of B cell differentiation; microtubule cytoskeleton organization
Cellular component (GO): spindle; centrosome
Source: RefSeq, a predicted model, not a curated record
UUUUGGAUUUUGAAUAUAUUAUUAUUUAUUAUUUAAUGGAUAAAUUAACAAUGGAUUUCAAUUAUGAAAAUUGUAUGAAGGAAGGUUUGAAAAAUUUGGCAAUUACAUCUACAGUUAAAAUUAAAAGUGAAGAAAAAUAUUUUAAAGAAGUCAUGCAGCAAGAUGACACAGGAGUUAAAAUACUUAAGAAGUUAUCUGGUAAUGAUUUACCAACUUUUUAUAUACCUCAAGUUACUGAAGAAGUAAAUAUUUUCAAAGCUCAACUAAGAGCUGAAGCACGAGGUCGUUUUUUCGAGAGAGAGCUGUCAAGACUAUUAACUAGUGAAGAGUUAAAAUAUAUGUGGACAUUGCUUCAAGAGCAUCAUACACCAUUGAAUAAUUUUAUUCAUAACCAGUACAUCAAUUAUAAAAGUUUUAUUCAAGUCAAACAAAAAUUAAGUGAUAAAUACAAAUCGUUUUUUAAUCCUAGUAUAUUUUUACAAUUACAAGACAGUAAAAUCAAAGGUUUUUUAUCUAUAGAUACAUUUUUUAACUAUAUAAUGAAAAAAAUAUGGAUAGACCAAACUAGAAAUGGACUUUCUCAAUAUGAUUCAAGUGGUUGUGGUUAUCUGAGUGAAGCGGAUUUUGAAGCUUAUAUUUUAGAUCUUAUACCUACAUUAACACAAUUGAAGAAAUUAGAAAAAAUGUUUUAUUCGUUUUAUUCAUGCAUGGUUGUAAGAAAAUUUUUUUUCUACUUAGAUCCUUUGCGAACUGGAAAAAUAAGAAUCAUUGAUAUCUUAUCUUGUGGUUUUCUCGAUGAGUUAUUGGAGCUUAGAGAAGAAAAUUGGAGUAAAGAAUCACAGAAAAAAAAUUGGUUUUCUGUUCCAUCUGCUCUUCAUAUUUAUUCAUCAUAUUUAGAAUUAGAUAAAGAUCAUAAUGGAUUAUUAAGUCGCCAAGAAAUAACAGGGUAUAAAUCAGGUGCUCUCACAUCAGUUUUUUUAGAUAGAGUAUUCCAAGAUGCAUUUACAUAUAAUGGUGAAAUGGAUUACAAAGGUUAUUUGAACUUUGUUUUAGCUACAGAAAAUCGUCAUGAACCUCAAUCUUUACGAUAUUUGUUCAGAUUUUUAGAUAUAAAAAAUCAAGGAUAUUUAGAUUCUUUUACUAUUAACUAUUUUUCAAGGGCUGUUGCCGAUAGAUUACCAAAAGAGCAACAACAAAUGGUUUCAAUGGAAGAUAUAAAAGACGAAAUUUUUGAUAUGAUCAAGCCAGAAGAUCCAUCAAAAAUAACUUUAAAAGAUAUCAUACGCAGUAAAAUGGGUCAUAUAAUAGUGAAUAUUUUGGUCGAUUUCAAUGGGUUUUGGUCUUAUGAGUUUAGAGAAACUUUAGCAACUAAUAGUAUUAGCGACAAUAAUUUUAAUGAAAGUUUUGUUACAAAUUAACAUAUCACAAAAUUCAGAAAAUUUAUUUAUUAGGUACCUUAUAAAUGUUUAUUUUAUG